Molecule: messenger RNA, 1890 nt
Organism: Clarias gariepinus (North African catfish)
Lineage: Eukaryota; Metazoa; Chordata; Actinopteri; Siluriformes; Clariidae
Gene: dlk2
Product: delta-like 2 homolog (Drosophila)
Exons: 6
Coding region: 47-1354 (435 amino acids)
Biological process (GO): heterophilic cell-cell adhesion; establishment or maintenance of epithelial cell apical/basal polarity
Cellular component (GO): plasma membrane; protein-containing complex
Molecular function (GO): calcium ion binding
Source: RefSeq, a predicted model, not a curated record
CAGUGAACAGAAGUACCAGAUCUUGACAUAAAGACUUUUCACAGAGAUGACAAUGGAAGGGCCAGCUCACAAUCAAGGGUUGCAUUGCAUCAUGAUACAGAGAGUUACUCUGACUUUGCUUCUCUGUUGUAGUUGUGGUUGGCUCAUCUCAACCUGUGAAGGCCAAGAGUUGGUACCACCAACUACUACUGCAAACUGCUCCUGUACACUUGGUCAUGGGAAGUGUGCUGAGGAUGGCAACUGCAGAUGUGAUCCAGGCUGGGGAGGUCCCUUUUGUGAGGACUGUGUGCGGAUGCCCGGCUGUGUCCAUGGUUCCUGUCACCAGCCAUGGCAGUGCACAUGUUUAGAAGGCUGGACAGGCCGUUUCUGUGAUAAAGAUAUUAAUGUGUGUCAAAAUGAGAAGCCAUGUCAAAAUGGAGCCACUUGCUUUCUAAAUGAUGCAGGAGAGUACAACUGUUUAUGUCCCGAAGGGUUCCAUGGAAAGAAUUGUGAGCUAAAGACUGGUCCAUGCCAUAAAAUCAAGUCCCCCUGUAAGAAUGGUGGCUUAUGUGAGGAUCUAGGUGGCUUUGCACCUGAACUGUCUUGUCGAUGCCUAGUUGGCUUUACAGGACCUCGCUGUGAGACCAACAUGGAUGAUUGCCUAAUGCGCCCCUGUGCGAACGGUGCCACUUGUGUGGAUGGGGUGAACCGCUUUUCGUGCCUUUGCCCUGCUGGCUUUACAGGCCGUUUCUGCACUGUCAACCUGGAUGACUGCGCCAGUCAACCCUGCCUCAAUGGAGGCCGCUGUAUAGACCGUGUCAGCAACUUUCACUGCCUUUGUCCUGCUGGAUACGCUGGUCGAACUUGUGAGCUUCCACUGGGGGAAGGGGGGCUCCAAACCCAAGCACCACACAGGGACUCCUUGGGCUGGGGAGGAGGCGGGCUCCCAGAAAUCUCUAAACAACCCCACAUUACUCCAAAUAAACCACACACCUACACCUCAGGAAACUACUCCCAUGGGUUUACAACUAGUGGGGAUAAAGGGCAUUUGCUGAAGAUUUCUGUAAAGGAAGUAGUGACUCAGAAUGCAACAGCAGGGCUCUCAGAGGAACAUUUUAUAAUCCUGCUGGUAUUAGGAGGCCUGACUCUGGCUGUAGUGGCACUUACAGCUGGCCUGGUGCUACGAGGACACUGGCAAAAUAUCUGUGACUGCAGUCAGUGUGAAGCACCAACUUCCAGACAACAUUCAUUCCAGCGAAGUCGCAUGCACCAGCGCCACUUAGCUGCCAACCAGCAGGACUGCAAGAUCAGCUUCCUAGACUCAUCUGCUCUACCUGAUCUGGACAAGAAAAGACUAAACACAGAGGUCAUAUGAAGAUGCAGGUGAAACCCACUGAUUGACUGCUCAUAAUGAAACUGGGUCAUGUUUUAUGAAAAAGCGUCUUUUUUGCCUAUGACCUUAGUGACCAAGUCACAAUAGCUGUCGUUCAAGAUGAGAAGGAGUCGAUUAAAGUGCAGUAAACUGAAACAAUAAGGAACAGUCCUUAAGGGAGCAUCAGCGAAAAGCACUCCAGAGAAGAAAAAAGAGCACUUGACUAACCAUCAUGGACUAAAUGAUGCCAAGAUGGAGCACAGAGCACUGGAAAUUAAUUAGGACAAAAAUGUAUAGAAAGCACAAUAGGAAUGUUUUAUUAGGACAGUCUUCAGAAGGACUGCAGUGAAGAAAAGUACUGUAUCAUUCCUAUCUUAUACAAAAAGACCUUUUUACAUCCUACAUAAACAAAAAGAUUUUGCUCUUACACCUACGGGUGUUUUCGCACUUGGUCCAUUUCAGUGCCCCAAGUAUCAUUAGAACAACUACGUUUUUUUGUGUAUGUGUGAACAUAACAAAUUAACUCCUCUAAAGUGACC